AUGGAGGGAGCAGAGGAGGGAGGUCGAGGAGAAGUGGGGAGAGCCUCGAAGAGAGGAGGUGGAGGAGGAGACACCUGGAGACCCAAUGGCCUCAUCGACACCCACCGGCUGGGGGCGGAGCCUCGGGAGGCGCUGCUGUUGGUGUACUCAGCUCCUCAGUACCAGGGUCACGUGGUGGUGAACCCUCCGCAGGAGAGGAGCAGUAGAGGAGGAGUUGGGGGUCCUCCUCAGCUCCUGAACCCCAGCACUCUCCUCCCCCGGCAUGCGCUGUCGAGCCCCGGCCUCCUCCUGUGCCCCGAGAGCGUCCUGCGAGCGUGGGGGGAGGCCGGGGGAGGCGACUGUUGCGAGACCACCUUCAUCGAGGGGCUCGGUCCUGACGCCUCCUCCUCCUCAGCUGCUGCCGCCUCCUCGUCCACAAAGGAGGCACUGCUGUUUGCUGACAGGAAGUUCCUGGACUUUUCUGGAGAGGACGGAAAGAUCUGCACGCUGUCGUACGACAUCGACGAUGACGACGAGUUCCAGGAGCUCGAGAGUGAAUACUCCAGCCAAUCAGAGAGUGAGGAUGCCUUCUUGUUGAUGCCUCCCAGAGAACACCUGGGCCUCAGUGUCUUCUCCAUGAUCUGCUGCUUCUGGCCGCUCGGCAUCGCCGCCUUCUACCUGUCGCACGAGACCAAUAAGGCGGUGUCUAAAGGAGACUUCCACCUGGCGAGCUCCAGUUCGAGGCGGGCUCUCUUCCUGGCGGUGCUGUCCAUCACCAUCGGGACGGGUAUCUAUGUGGGCGUGGCCGUGGCGCUCAUCGCCUACCUCUCCAAGAACCACCACUGGUAA
Molecule: messenger RNA, 828 nt
Organism: Anoplopoma fimbria (sablefish)
Lineage: Eukaryota; Metazoa; Chordata; Actinopteri; Perciformes; Anoplopomatidae
Product: synapse differentiation-inducing gene protein 1
Exons: 3
Coding region: 1-828 (275 amino acids)
Biological process (GO): positive regulation of synapse assembly; synaptic vesicle clustering
Cellular component (GO): synaptic vesicle membrane; postsynaptic density membrane; intracellular membrane-bounded organelle
Source: RefSeq, a predicted model, not a curated record